AAAAACUCUCUAGUUGGCUUCUGUUACGAUCUUUCGCCGUCUUUUAAAACACACAAAACCUUUUUCGUGUUAAAACAACAAAAAUGGUUAAUGAGCAAAAGAGAUUUGCUUUGUUUCUUGCCACAAGCGAUUCAACGUUCGUGAAGAAAACGUAUGGAGGAUAUUUCAACGUGUUUGUUUCGACUUUUGGUGAAGAUGGUGAGCAAUGGGAUCUGUUUCGAGUGAUCGACGGUGAGUUUCCGGACGAUAAGGAUCUGGAUAAGUACGACGGUUUUGUUAUCAGUGGAAGCCUUCAUGAUGCUUUUGGUGAUGAUGAUUGGAUCGUUAAGCUUUGUUCUCUUUGCCAAAAACUUGACGACAUGAAGAAGAAGGUUCUUGGUAUCUGCUUUGGCCACCAGGUUUGAUCUGAUCUGUUGAGAUUUAUGGUCUGAUCUUAUCCGUUGGAUCGUACUUGAUUAGGGUUU
Messenger RNA from Arabidopsis lyrata subsp. lyrata, 464 nucleotides. Its product is annotated as gamma-glutamyl peptidase 5. Gene Ontology annotation, cellular component: cytosol. The coding region runs from base 84 to 404 and encodes 106 amino acids. The transcript has a single exon. Lineage: Eukaryota; Viridiplantae; Streptophyta; Magnoliopsida; Brassicales; Brassicaceae. The record is from RefSeq and is a predicted model, not a curated record.